This is a messenger RNA of Parastagonospora nodorum SN15, 1380 nucleotides long. RefSeq lists its product as hypothetical. Gene Ontology annotation, molecular function: protein tyrosine phosphatase activator activity; peptidyl-prolyl cis-trans isomerase activity. Bases 1 to 1380 code for a protein of 459 amino acids. The transcript has a single exon. Gene Ontology annotation, cellular component: cytoplasm; nucleus; protein phosphatase type 2A complex. NCBI's taxonomy places the organism in Eukaryota, Fungi, Ascomycota, Dothideomycetes, Pleosporales, Phaeosphaeriaceae. Gene Ontology annotation, biological process: mitotic spindle organization. The record is from RefSeq and is a predicted model, not a curated record.
AUGACCAAUCACCGUGGACCUUGCUGGGCCCCUCUGUCCGCGACAGGCACCAAGAAGCUCCAUGCAGCAACACACAACCCGAGGCCCACAAGACGCAAUGACACAACCGGGAGCUGCCUUUCACCGCCCACCAGACCUCAGCAGCAAGCUACCGAAGCUCGUCCCCCGCAAACGCGCUUCGACACGCGACGCGCCGUCGGCCCCGCCCCCGCCCACACCUACCCUACCAGCGGCCGCCGCAGCUCGAGGGGACACGAGUACACGCGGCCGUCGAGGCGCAUAUUGAGUCCCGGAAGACCAUCCAGCUGGUUUCUGAAAAGCGAAACAUGCACUCUCGUCGAGGCCUUCGUGUUUGGCAUCGCAGACUCGGUCCGUGACCGAGCGGUAUCGAGUAUCAAGCCUGCCGAGAGGACCGGCGUCGUGGACAAGGUCGUCGACGUACUAGCGCAAGCAGAGGCGAUACUGGAGCGAUGCCCACCCGAAGACACGGGCUCGCGCUUCGGCAACCCCGUCUUCCGCACCUAUCUGGAUGAGGUGGACAAGGCAUUGCCAUCAUGGCACGCACAGCUCGGCCUCACAGACCAACCGCAAGUCGACGAGAUAUCCACCUACCUCGCCCACUCGUUCGGAAACAAGCGCCGCAUUGACUACGGCUCCGGCCACGAGCUCAACUUCUUCCUCUGGCUCCUGUGCCUGAACCGCCUGUCGCUCCUUCCGCCCUCCACCUUCCCCGCCCUCGCCCUCACCGUCCUUCCUGCCUAUCUGCGCGUCAUGCGCAAGAUCCAGUCAAGCUACUACCUCGAACCCGCUGGCUCCCACGGCGUCUGGGGCCUCGACGACUACCAAUUCCUCCCGUUCCUGUUCGGCGCCGCACAGCUCCUGCACCACCCGUACAUUACCCCAAAAUCCAUACACAACGCCCUGGUCUUGGAGGAAGAGGGCAAAGAGUACCUCUACCUAGACCAGAUUGCCUUCGUCAACAGCGUCAAAAACGUCGACGGUCUGCGCUGGCACAGUCCCAUGCUCGACGACGUCAGCGCAGCCAAGAACUGGGCCAAGAUUGAGGGCGGCAUGAGGAAGAUGUUCCGCAAGGAGAUUCUCGAGAAGCUGCCCGUCAUGCAGCACUUCUUGUUUGGGUCGUUGGUCAAGCCGGUAGAGGGCAUGAGCACAGAGGACGAGGCCGGUGUUGAGCCCGAAGAGCAGGAAGUGGAGGGUGGAGAGGUAAAGGUGUUUGAUGACGAGGCAGGGAAGAGACACGUACAUGCGAACGCGGGAUGGGGAGACUGUUGUGGAAUCAGAGUCCCAGCAGCGGUUGGCGCAGAGGGAGAGGAGAGGAAGAUGGGCGUUGGAAAGGCAUUGAGGAGGGUGCCCUUUGAUUGA